Molecule: messenger RNA, 2153 nt
Organism: Cydia strobilella
Lineage: Eukaryota; Metazoa; Arthropoda; Insecta; Lepidoptera; Tortricidae
Gene: HSPBAP1
Product: HSPB1-associated protein 1 homolog
Exons: 6
Coding region: 69-1286 (405 amino acids)
Molecular function (GO): 2-oxoglutarate-dependent dioxygenase activity
Source: RefSeq, a predicted model, not a curated record
UAGUCUCUUGACCUCGGACGGUUUCGAGUUCUCGGCUGUCCAGAUUAUAAAUAUCUUUAAUUUUUAAAAUGACUGAAACUUUAUCUAGCGACUUAGUACGCAAAAUUACUGAAAAUGUGACUGUGCCGCUUGUGUUCCGAAAUUUUAUAUCAGACUGGCCAUUAUGCCGGUGGGACAUGGAAAAAUGGUGUUCAGCUUUAGGGAAUAAAGAAGUACCGUUUAGGUGUUUAAGGAAACAUCUGGUGUCCGACGAGCCCUGCUGGGAGAGGAAAUGUGAAGUGAAAUCUAUGACUUUUAAGGAAUUCAUCACCCAGUCUCCUACUAGUGAACAAUGGAUGUAUUUCGAUUAUAAACAUUUACCCCAGUGGUUCGACGAACACGCUGAGUUUCUUAAGGAAGUAUCCUGGCAUAAGUUUGGCUACCCAGACAAGGGAGCAGCAGAUUCAACCCUGUGGAUUGGAAGCAGUGGGGCGCACACCCCGGCACACCAGGACACUUACGGAUACAAUAUUGUAGCCCAACUGUAUGGAAAAAAGCGCUGGAUUCUCUUCCCCCCAGAGUCGGGAGGUAUGAAGCCCACAAGAGUGCCCUACGAGGAGUCUAGUAUCUACAGUGAACUAAAUUUUUACUGCCCUAACAAUAUGGAAGCCUUUAAUGGGUUGAGUAGAGGCCGAACGGUGGAGCUGUGCGCGGGCGACGCGCUGGUCGUGCCGCGCGGUUGGUGGCACUACGUCCAGAACGUCGACAGUGUGAACAUCACGCUCAACAUGUGGCUGCCGCAUGAGAAAGACAAUUCAACCCGAGUGUCGGAAGCCCUCACCAAGAUAAUGGUCGCCCAAGUGUGUAAAGACCUCCCCCAAGACACGGCGAAACUGCUUGUCAACCCUAACGAGGAUGACCUAUCAGACACCCCUUUAGCAGUGCUAUUUCUCCAACUAGAAUCUGUGACCAAAUCGUAUCUGGACAGCCGUCGCAAGCUACGACGUAUCAAGCGACAGCGCACUUGCGACGACGAAGCCAACCCGCCAGACAUCGAAACCUUAGACUUACAAGCUGUACUUAAAGAUCACAAGAACUUGGAGGUACCCCCUACUGUAUCCGCUGAGGAACUUAUAAACUUAUUAAAAAGAAAUGUAAGAGAUUUUGCGAAUACAGGAGUUUCUUUUGAUGAGGAUGAGAUAGAUGGGACGAGGAGUCUUUGUUUGACGAAGGCGAUCAUAGAUGCGUUCAGCGAUAAUAAUGUUAUUGAGUUAGUGAAGCAGAAUCUCUUUUCUCGACUGAAGUGAUGACAAAGAUUUCUUUCGGCUGUUUACUGAUUGGAGAAUACCUGUAAGUUGAUUUUACUUUUAGUCACUUCGGGUACGUACUAUGGAAUUGUGACCGUGUGUUUCAUAUAAAUGCAAUUUUAGAUGUUUAUUUCUUAGUGACAACACUAUAUGUAGAAAAAAAAUGAAAAAACCCUGGAGGGAAAGUACCUUAAACCUUAAGUUAGCUACAUUCUUUUAUUUUCAAAAAGAAACAAAACUUCAUUCAAAGAUAUUUUUUUUAUAUUCGCUUGUCUCGCCCGGGAAUCAAAUAAACACCAUCUAUUUUUUAAUGUUAAUGGUAAUAAUAACAUUUCUCCAAGACACAUUAGGUCUUACACUCGUCUGUCGUACAAAAUAUCUUUAUAAAAGCAAAAAAAAAAUGAAAAAUCUAUGAAUGCAGUUAUUUUUAAAUAAAAGAAUGUUUCCUUACAAUAAAAAAAAUGAGCUAACAAAGGUUUUAAGGCACUCCACCCAGGGCGCAUUUUUUCCACUUCAUUAGUAAUUCACAAAAAAAUUGAAGAAUAAAAAUUUGUUUGUACGGGACCACCAUGGUAUGUCCUAUAGGGUAAUACAAUUAAUAUAUUUUUUGAUUGAAUCAAAACAGUAAGAGCUAGCGGGAAUGAGCUCUGUCGGAUGUCGGGACGACUUUUAAUCGGGUGUCGGUGCCUCUGUUCACACUAGUCAGCUGUCGGGACGAUUUUUAAUCGGGUGUCGGUGCCUCUGUUCACACUAGUAGUAGGCCAUGACCGUAAAGCUAUUUAUGCAUGUAAAGUAGAGUUAUUAUAUGUAUACCUACUGGAAUACGUAUUUACCUGAAGGGGCCCACUGACUAUCAGCCUGUCAGUU